Fragaria vesca subsp. vesca is the source of this 1517-nucleotide messenger RNA. Its product is annotated as phosphate carrier protein, mitochondrial-like. The record is from RefSeq and is a predicted model, not a curated record. Gene Ontology annotation, cellular component: mitochondrial inner membrane. Gene Ontology annotation, molecular function: phosphate transmembrane transporter activity. The transcript is spliced from 6 exons. Gene Ontology annotation, biological process: mitochondrial phosphate ion transmembrane transport. The coding region runs from base 132 to 1085 and encodes 317 amino acids. NCBI's taxonomy places the organism in Eukaryota, Viridiplantae, Streptophyta, Magnoliopsida, Rosales, Rosaceae.
AUUCCUCAACGCCCUAAGCAAACUACCAUGUAACUCUUAUUCUCUGUCUCUCUCUGUUGCACAGCCGCUGUUCCCAUUUGGAUUCAUUCAGAGGGUUUAUCAUAUGGGUUUUGGGGUUUGAUGGAGCUUAGAUGAUUUGUGGUGAAGAGAGCAAAAUGAGAGGUGCCGAGGGAAGAAGGUUGUGUGAGGAGUUCUCGCCUGCGUAUUAUGGGCUGUGCACUGUGGGUGGAAUGCUCAGUGCUGGCGCUACCCAUCUCGCAAUCACUCCUCUUGAUGUCUUGAAAGUUAAUAUGCAGGUUAAUCCAAUUAAAUAUAACAGGAUGGGUUCAGGGUUUUCUAUUCUCUGGAGAGAACAAGGCCCUUAUUCCCUUUGGAGAGGUUGGUCUGGCAAAUUGUUUGGAUACGGUAUUCAGGGUGGCUGCAGAUUUGGUCUAUAUGAAUACUUUAAGAAGCUAUACUCUGAUGUGCUGAUAAAUCAGAACAGGAGUACCAUAUUCUUUCUCAGCAGUGCCUCUGCUCAAGUAUUUGCUGAUAUUGCUCUCUGUCCAUUUGAAGCCGUCAAAGUUCGCGUUCAAACACAGCCCAGAUUUGCAAAGGGCUUGGUUGAUGGCUUUCCAAAACUAUAUUCAACUGAAGGGCUAGCUGGCUUGUACAAAGGACUUUUACCACUUUGGGGUCGAAAUCUGCCAUUUGCAAUGAUAAUGUUCACGACAUUUGAGCAUUCGGUGGAUCUGGUUUAUCACAAAGUUAUUCAUAAAAGAAAAGAAGAUUGCUCAAUUGUCCAACAGCUUGGUGUGACAUGUUUAGCGGGAUAUGCAGCAGGAGCUGUUGGUACUGUUGUCUCUAACCCUGCAGACAAUAUUGUCUCCUCUUUGUACAAUAAAAAGGCCAACAGUGUGAUGCAGGCUGUGAGGAACAUUGGCUUUGCUAACCUAUUUACUAGAAGCCUUCCCAUUCGAAUUACGCUUGUUGGCCCUGUUAUUACUUUGCAGUGGUUUUUCUAUGACACCAUUAAAGUGCUAAGUGGAUUGCCAUCCAGUGGAGGGCUUACCAGACGUCUGGAAGAAGCUAACCUAUCGGCUUAAGAUUAUGGUAAAAAUAAACAGCAAAUCAAUGGGAUCAAUCGCUUUCAGAGCAGAUAUUUCAUCAAAUUCUAUAUCUUCAACAAAAUAUGAGACUACUCAUUCCUUGGCCGGCUAACACUAUCAGAACUUUUCGACUCUGAUUGUUCUUUGCACUAUAGUAGCCCUAUAGGUGCAUUAGAACGAAUUGUUUCAUUUUUAUCCAGGAGUUUUGUCCGUGUAUUUCACGGAUAUACAGUAGUUUCAGGAGAGUAUGAUUUUGGGUACACAAGUGCAAUGUAAAUAAACUUCCAUGCUCAUGUUCAUGUGCAGCAGCAAUUAUAAAAUGUUAGCUUCAGGGAUUUUCUGUAUUCGUGGAGAACUGAGAAGUGUUUGGUUUCAUAAAUUCAUAAUACAGAAUUACAUAUAGGCAGAGUGGCAUGAAAAGGAAGAGCU